This is a messenger RNA of Neurospora tetrasperma FGSC 2508, 1507 nucleotides long. RefSeq names its product Saccharopine dehydrogenase. The transcript has 4 exons. Gene Ontology annotation, cellular component: cytoplasm. The record is from RefSeq and is a predicted model, not a curated record. NCBI's taxonomy places the organism in Eukaryota, Fungi, Ascomycota, Sordariomycetes, Sordariales, Sordariaceae. The coding region runs from base 27 to 1145 and encodes 372 amino acids. Gene Ontology annotation, molecular function: saccharopine dehydrogenase (NAD+, L-lysine-forming) activity.
CAUAACUCAACGUCCCCUUCACAAAAAUGGCCCCUACCGUUCUCCACCUCCGCAGCGAGACCAAGCAUCUCGAGCAUCGGUCUGCGCUCACCCCCACCACCACCGCCGAGCUCAUCAAGGCUGGCUACAUCGUCAACGUCGAGCGCUCCCCCGAGCGAAUUUUCGACGAUGAGGAGUUCGAGAAGGCUGGCGCCACUCUGGUGCCUGAGCACAGCUGGGUCGAUGCUCCCAAGGAGCACAUCAUUGUUGGCCUGAAGGAGUUGGAGGAGAAGGAUUUCCCUCUCAAGCACGUUCAUGUUCAGUUCGCUCACUGCUACAAGCAGCAAGCUGGUUGGGAGAACGUUCUUGCCAGAUUCCCCCGCGGUGGCGGCACUCUUCUUGACCUCGAGUUCUUGGUUGAUGAGCACGGUCGCCGUGUGGCUGCUUUCGGCUUCCAUGCUGGUUUCGCCGGUGCCGCCCUUGCCCUGGAAGUGUGGGCUUGGCAGCUCAACCACAGCGAGCCCUUCCCCGGCGUCGAGAGCUACCCCAACGAGGAUGCUCUGAUUGCCGACGUCAAGAAGGCUGUCAAGGAGGGUGUUGAGGCGGCUGGCCGUCUUCCCCGCGUGAUCGUCAUUGGUGCCCGUGGCCGUUGCGGCUCCGGUGCCGUCAGCGCUCUCAAGAAGGCCGGUAUCCCCGAUGAGAACAUUCUCGACUGGGAUAUGGCCGAGACUGCGAAGGGCGGUCCUUUCAAGGAGAUCACCGACAGCGACAUUUUCGUCAACUGCAUCUACCUCACCAGCAAGAUUCCCAACUUUGUGAACAUGGAGUCCCUCCAGGUCCCCAACCGCCAGCUCCGCGUGGUCUGCGACGUCUCCGCCGACACCACCUCUCCCUUCACCCCGGUGCCCAUCUACACGGUGGCCACGACCUUCGACAAGCCUACGGUUCCUGUCGACGGGCUGACCUCGGGUCCUCCUCUCUCCGUCAUCUCCAUCGACCACCUCCCCUCGCUUCUGCCGCGCGAGGCUUCCGAGGCGUUCAGCCAUGAUUUGCUUCCCUCGUUGCUUACGCUUAAUGACUGGCAGAACUCGCCUGUCUGGGCGAGGGCGAAGCAGUUGUUUGAUGAGAAGGUUGCUACUUUGCCGGAGAGUGCCCUCCAGAAGUAAAAGGCCUCUCUUUUGAAGAAAAAUGAGCACGGGCGGAGGAAAGUUUACGGACUUGAUCGCUUUUUAUGAGGGAAAAAAAUAAAAGGACGUAUGCAGGGACCGAAAUUUCUCAAAAAAAAUAAAACGAAGCGUAGAGAAAAGGAGAACGGAUGUGAAACAAAAUUCAAAAGACACUUGUACAUGACAAGAGACUAGAAGGGAAUAGCUCAUGAAGAUAUGACGGACGGACGAACUAAAUCAAUAGAUGCCGACAGACGGCUUCAUUCCUAGAAAAAGGCAGAAGUAGACAAGGGCAGUGUCGAGAAAGGCACGAGAGUAGAACUUGGUCAUUUCACUCAACUAGGGAAACUGUUCACGCAAGU